CUCUCGUGCCCUUUGUUUCUUCAUUCUUGUUCUUCUUUUCUUUAUUCCCAACCGAGAGAUUAGAGAGAGACCGAGAGAGAAAGAAAGAGAGACCAAGAGAUGGAGAGAAUCAGAGAGAACUUGAGGAAGGCGUGCGGUGGGCUAGCCACCGUUUGGGGUGGACGACGGCGCCGGGGCCAGUGGGUCUCGGCCCAACGCUGGUGAGGCCAAAAAGCUUGGAGUUCCGGCAUUUUCUCGGUACCCAAACAGUAUAAAAUCCUUUUUUUUAUGGGCCAGUAUAAUUUUUAGGCUUGAUUUCUUGAUUUUUGUUUUGAUUUGGGUUGUUUUGUGAAGAUUUUCGUUAUACCCACUUAUUCCGGUUCUAUAAUGGUAAAAAUCUUCACUUUUGAUUUUAAUUUGUUAGACUGAUGGGGAAUUUUAUAGUUGGUUCUGAUUGGGGAUGGUUUGAUUCUUGAUGGAUUGUUCAGCAUGGGACGGAUUUCUGCUAGGACCUAAAGUCCAACCGCUCUAGCUUCAAAAUUGGAUUUGUAUUCUGUAUAUUCAAUUCCUUAUCCUAUUAUGCACAGUCUGUAUGCAUCACAUUUGUGCUUUUGGUUGUCUUCCUCAAUUUCUAAAUACUUAUGGGCCUAUGGGCGCUGUAUUUGGCACAAGCUCUGGAAUAUUGCAGUAGCAAAGGACGGGCACUGUAUCAAUGCGUACAGGGUCUUGUUUGAUCAGGAAGGAAAUCCCAGGCUGUCUUGCUUUGGCCUUAUGAAGAAUAGCAGGGAUGGGAAGAGUUACAGUACUAACUUGGCUUUCACCCCUCCGGAGUACUUGAGGACUGGUAGAGUGACUGCAGAAAGUGUAGUUUACAGCUUUGGGACCAUGCUGCUUGAUCUUCUUAGUGGCAAACAUAUUCCACCGAGUCAUGCACUUGACCUGAUCCGUGGCAAGAAUUUUCUGUUGCAGGUGUUUUUUAUGACUUGCACCAUUGACAUUGAGCUUCUUUCUUGCUAUACCGGACCUUAGGCUUAGAUGUAUAAUAAGAAGUGUAAAAUAGUUGAAGUAUGAUUAGGAUUUUGUUAUCUGCAUUAUUCCUUUGAUAAUUGAGAUAGUUUUGAGAUAAAACAUUUUUGUUUUAGUUGUCAUAAGUUGAAUGGUUACUCUAAGAGACCAGGGAAUCUG
Molecule: messenger RNA, 1164 nt
Organism: Alnus glutinosa
Lineage: Eukaryota; Viridiplantae; Streptophyta; Magnoliopsida; Fagales; Betulaceae
Product: serine/threonine-protein kinase BSK5-like
Exons: 4
Coding region: 559-1008 (149 amino acids)
Biological process (GO): brassinosteroid mediated signaling pathway; protein phosphorylation
Molecular function (GO): protein kinase activity
Source: RefSeq, a predicted model, not a curated record